Messenger RNA from Triticum dicoccoides, 2191 nucleotides. Its product is annotated as myricetin 3-O-rhamnoside 1,2-glucosyltransferase UGT709G2-like. Gene Ontology annotation, molecular function: quercetin 7-O-glucosyltransferase activity; quercetin 3-O-glucosyltransferase activity. The transcript is spliced from 3 exons. Lineage: Eukaryota; Viridiplantae; Streptophyta; Magnoliopsida; Poales; Poaceae. The coding region runs from base 634 to 1941 and encodes 435 amino acids. The record is from RefSeq and is a predicted model, not a curated record.
UGAAUUGUCCAUUUUUCAAGCACACAUGUGCAAAGAUUAUUUGAAGAUUUAUAAACUCUGUCCAAAAUUUCAAAAGUGCUUCUACAAAUUCAGAAAGUAUAUUUGUAUUUUGAGGGAAACAUUGCUUCAACCUGAUGCAUCUCUAUUCUGAAUCUCCGUAUACUAAGUUCAUUAGCUGCCCUCUUCUAGUCACGAUGACUCUCUACUGCUAUUAAGUAUUAACACUUACUUGCUCGAGACUUCCCUUCAGGAAUUGGUGAGUGAGAAAACUUUGGUGCCAUCGCUUCAAACCUUGCAAGUCUGGCCAAGCUCUGGGUGCUCUGGUCAUGGUCACGGCACUCUGAUUCCAAGAGGCUGGACGUCUGCUGUUCCAAGGUCAUGAUUUACAUGACCAUCCAAGUUCAAUCAAUAAGUAUGCUGCUGGCAAAGAAGGCAUCAAGGGGUCACCGCCAUGAGGGUCCGUCAUUUGUUUUAGUCGCUCUCAGGGAUUAUCAGGCCUAUGGAACUCUGAGCAACGCCGGCCUGAGCUGCCAUCAAAUCUGCGAGUUGGGCGAUCUGCCGUUCGCCGGAGUGAUGGAUGCCGCGGUGCACGUUCUCGUGUUCCCAUGACCAAGGCAGGGACACAUCAACCCCAUGCUCCAUUUCGCCACCGCUCUCGUCGAUGCCGGCGUCCAAGUCACUUUCCUCCACACCGAGCACAACCUCCGCCGCCUUGCCCAGGCACCUCUGCCGCCUCGCCUACGCUUGCUUUCUAUCCCCGACGGCCUCCCUGACGACCACCCUCGCAGCUUCUUGGAGCUCUUGGAGUCCAUGUGCACGACUAGCAGCGCUACGUACCGUUCUCUGCUCUUGUCUGCCGACGCCCCGGUGACAUGCGUUGUUGCCGAUGGCACCAUGCAGUUCACCAUUGACAUCGCUGAGGAGCUCGGCAUCCCGGCGCUCGCCUUCGCCAUGCACGGCGCCUGCAGCUACCUGGCGCUCCUGUACAUGCCCAAGCUCGGCGAGAGCCCCUUCCCUGCGGACGACCCGGUGUGCGGCGUUCCAGGGAUGGAGGGCUUCCUCCGGCGCCGAGAUCUUCCUCGGGGACUCUACUACGCUGAACAAGGCCACAAGACCCCUGGAUGCUCAAGCUCGCCGAGGUCACCGCUCGUUCCAGCAAGGCAUGUGCACUCAUACUCAACACCGCCGCGUCCAUGGAGCAACCAGCGCUCGCUCACAUUGCGUCGCGCACAAGCGAUCGCCAUAGGCCCACUGCACGCCAGGUCGAGGUUCGCCGCAAGCGCAAGCCUGUGGCAGGAGGAUGACGGGUGCAUGGCGUGGCUAGAUGGCCACGAGGACCGGUCCGUCGUGUACGUGAGCCUGGGGAGCCGCGCGGUGAUCACACACGAGCAGUUCACCGAGUUCCUCUCCGGCCUGGUAGCUACUGGGUACGCCUUCCUCUGGGCGCUCCGGCCGGACAUGGUCCAGAUGACCAGCUCCACGCUCCUCCGAGAAGCCAUCGGGGCAGUGGAGGGCGGCAAGGCACGCGUUGUCGAGUGGGCUCCUCAGCGGGACGUGCUGCAGCACCAGGCGGUGGGCUGCUUCCUGACACACGCCGGAUGGAACUCGAAUCUGGAGUGCGCCAUGGAAGGCGUGCCGAUGGUGUGCUGGCCCUUCUUCUCCGAGCAGCAGAUCAACAGCCGCUUCGUGGGCGCCGUGUGGAGGACGGGGCUGGACAUGAAGGACGUCUGCGACAGAGGCGUCGUUGAGAGGACGGUGAGGGAGGCCAUGGACCAUGGUGUCCGACGAGAUCAGAGGGGUGGCCCAAGCUAUGGCGCAGCAGUUGAGGCUGAAUGUCGCGGAGCUGGGGUCGUCGUCGUCGUCCGAGUUGGAGCGGCUCGUCCGCUUCAUCAGGGAGCUCAGCAUCAGGUCCUGUUGAAGCCCAGAACUAAUGAAGACUAGCACAGCCUCUCACGCACUACAUGUUCAGUUUCAUACUUAUUCAGUCUCAGAACUUAUUCUAGCAUUUCCCGAACAUAUAUAUGGAAGAUGAGGAAAUUGUAAGAGGAACUCAGUCUGUUGACUUGUACACCAUUUCAAGGCAGUUCCCACAAUUAUGUUCUUGUGAUCUAAAUUCAAAAUGUACCAAUUUUUAAUUUGGUAGUCACUUGGUUCUACUUUGUAAGAGGACAAUUAUGCUUAUUAGUACCAA